UCAGUCCUUCAUAUUCAAUUCUCUUUACCCCCUGCACAUGAAACGCAGCCUCUGUAAAGACACAAAGAGUUCUUCUCGGACAAGGCGUGAGAGUUUCCAGGAUGUGUGACCAAACGUUUCUCGCCAUCAACUUCGGGCCGUGUGACAAAUGUCAAAAGACAAAGCCCCUGAUGAAUAUAUACAUCAAAUCGGAGCCGAUCAACUACUGCGCGCUCUGCGUGGAGCUGAUGGCUACCGAGGGGCUGCAGGAGAGUGAGACCCUGGCAUCCUUGAAAAACGAGUCGGAGACCCUGAAGUCAAAGCUGGAAGAGGAGAGAGCCAAGCUGCACGAUGUUGAACUACACCAGGUGGCGGACCGGGUGGAGGCGCUGGGUCAGUUUGUGAUGAAGACCAGGCGGACCCUGAAGGGCCACGGAAACAAAGUGCUGUGCAUGGACUGGUGUAAAGACAAGAGAAGGAUCGUGAGCUCUUCCCAGGAUGGAAAAGUAAUUGUAUGGGAUGCUUUCACAACCAACAAGGAACAUGCAGUCACCAUGCCAUGCACCUGGGUAAUGGCUUGUGCGUACGCACCCUCUGGCUGUGCAGUAGCCUGUGGAGGUUUGGACAACAAGUGUUCAGUGUAUCCAUUGACUUUUGACAAGAAUGAGAACAUGGCUUCAAAGAAGAAGUCUGUGGCAAUGCAUACCAACUACUUGUCAGCCUGCAGCUUCACCAACUCUGACAUGCAGAUCCUGACAGCCAGUGGAGAUGGCACCUGUGCUCUGUGGGAUGUGGAGAGUGGACAGCUGCUCCAGAGUUUCCACGGCCACGCCGCCGACGUGCUCUCUCUGGACCUGGCGCCGUCAGAGACGGGCAACACCUUCGUGUCCGGGGGUUGUGAUAAGAAGGCCAUGGUCUGGGACCUGCGCUCUGGACAGUGCAUCCAGUCCUUUGAAACACAUGAGUCUGACAUUAACAGCGUCAGAUACUAUCCCAGUGGAGAUGCAUUUGCAUCAGGUUCUGAUGAUGCUACUUGUCGUCUGUACGAUCUUCGAGCAGACAGAGAAGUAGCAAUUUACUCCAAAGAAAGCAUCAUUUUUGGAGCUUCAAGCGUGGACUUUUCACUUAGUGGACGUCUGCUGUUUGCAGGAUACAAUGAUUACACUAUUAAUGUCUGGGAUGUCCUGAAGGGCACCAGGGUCUCCAUUCUCUUUGGUCAUGAGAAUCGGGUUAGCACAUUGCGAGUUUCACCGGAUGGCACAGCCUUCUGCUCUGGAUCAUGGGAUCAUACUCUGAGGAUCUGGGCUUAAAGUUUAUGUGAGGCCUCACUACAAAUGAGAAUCUGGGUUCCUUGAAUUCUACAUUUGUUAAUCAGGAUGCACACUUAACUCUACAUUAUCUCAACUGAGGCUUCUUUUCCUUCAGACAGCUUCAGACAGCUGAGAAGGUCCUGUGGUAAAAGGAUUUGCUUUGUAGGAAAAUACCAGAAUAGUAAUUUAACCAUUAGUGUACAUUCCGUGUACUGACAAUAUAUAGAUAGAAUAAAUAGAUAUAUAGGUAUACUGUACCUUGUCAGAUAUUUCCUUCUGUUGGCAAGGGUCUGAAGUCAAGGACCUCUUACUACUUUGGAUUUUUGAAUGUCAAUGAUUGUAACAGUGUCAGUCCUCAAUUUUUAGCUGUAUUCCAAAUAAUGAAAACAUGAAAUUCUGAUUAGCUUUGGAAUUCUGUUUGGAAUUCUGUUUUUGUUGUGAUCGGUGAGUUACCGAUCUCAAAUUCUCCUUUAUUUAAAUUACAGCUAAAAUAACCUGCUAGGUUAGGGUUGACAUAACAGUUGUCUGUGAAGUACCGAUUGGUUUGAACUGUCCUAACAACCUGACUGUUACUGAUGCUUUGUGGCCUAAAAGAUUCUAUUGCUUUUUGUAGUCAAAGUAGAAACAUAACAUUCUUGAACUCUGCAGGCAAUUGCAUUUAAAGAUUGUUUUGUUUUACAUGAAGAGUGUCAAAGAACCUUGGUUUCCAUACAUCACCUGUUUUCAUUUCGCAUCCUGUUCUUAACCUUUAAAUUUAAAACUGCUGCACAGGGUGGUUAUAAAGCUUUGCAGUUACCUGACUACCUGUCUGCAUCCAUUCAUUCAGUGUGCAUGAGGUUCACGUGAGUGUACAGAUUAGAUCAAGGACAUGUGAAUAGCAGGGGGGAGAAAUGUUAUCAAUUUCUGAGAUACAGACAACUAUCUCAGAGGAACUCUUCAUGGUGCCGAUAAUUGCAAAACUUCAUAAUCUCUACUGUAUCAGCAACUUAGAAAGAAGCACUAUAGGAUAAUCAGGUUCAUUCACAAAAAGUUCUUCCUAUAAAGGACAGAAGAUAUCCUCAUAUCCAGAUCCUACCCAAACGUAAGUUGUGACUGUACCAAACUGAAUAUAGCUUUGGGUUAUGUUAUUCUUAUCAUGUCCAUUUCACUCGUUUCUGUGCAUCUGUGGUCUGGUUGGAAUAACAAGGAUAACAGUAGUACUACACCUGCAAAAAUCUUUUGCUGUACCGUGGGACUGCACCAUAAAGCACCAUAUGGCUUGUUAGAAUAUUGCUUGAAAACUAAGCAAUGCAACUUUUAUUAAGUUUUUUGUUUUAUUUUUUGUUUCUGUUUUAGGGAAGGUGAAUAAAAAAUAGAUGCAGAGUGGAUGUAAUAUUUAUAACUUGACAGGACAAUGUUAAUACUAUAAGCGGUAAAGUUGGUGGAAUCCGUCUUGGGGUGCUAUAGUUCAGAAUGUGCAUCCAAUAUUUCCAGACUGAUGAAGGCAUUAAUGCAAUGUUAAAGAUAAGGACAGCAAAGGGCAAAUUCAAAUAAAUUUUUCCUGGAAUGAAAGUGUUAGGGUUGUCUAUUUUUCAUCUUCCACAGAGAGGAGCAAAUGAGGGUUACUACUUUAUCAUGUAUAUUGUAAUUAAUCUUACUUUUCUUACAAUCAAAUGAACUGGCUAGAAACAAAAAUGAUCACAGUAGGGAAUGCUCUGUCUUUGUGUUUUCACUGUACACGUCAUGCACUCUUUGGUUGUUGUGACAGCAUGCUAAAAGAAGGUAUGUAUCCCACUCUUAGGAAAACUGUGGUCAUCAAACCUGUUAUGACUUUUUUAACAGCUCCUUUACAUUCAUAACAGCUCAUUACAUUUUGCAGGAGAUCAAAACAACGUAAGAAUUUGCCUGAAUGUAAUUCUGCCUUGCUCACGUUUGUCAGGAAGAAUGAAAGCAGAAUUUCUGUUCACCCAUUUUUUUAUUGACCUCCAGUUCUGUUCUGGCCUGCUACAGAGUUCAGAUGUUGCGUGAGGUGUAAGAGUGAUGUGGUUUGCCUAGAAUCUGUUGCACUACUGUAUAAACUUUAGGAUACUGUUAUUCUCAAUCGAUAAAAUGUACAAUAGGAUUUAGUUGUCCUAUAAAAGCAUUUCUGUAAAAGCAUUUACAGUAUUGUUUUCUGUAAUCUGUCCAGUUUUCUGUAAUCGUUUUGUGUAUAUAUUUAACUGAUUCACUGCUGGGACUGCUGUACACUGACUUUUGCCCAAAUGUAAUAAAUAGAGUUUUAAAUAUUGUUA
Messenger RNA from Lepisosteus oculatus (spotted gar), 3559 nucleotides. RefSeq names its product guanine nucleotide-binding protein subunit beta-5. NCBI's taxonomy places the organism in Eukaryota, Metazoa, Chordata, Actinopteri, Semionotiformes, Lepisosteidae. Gene Ontology annotation, biological process: actin filament organization; G protein-coupled receptor signaling pathway; G protein-coupled dopamine receptor signaling pathway. Gene Ontology annotation, cellular component: heterotrimeric G-protein complex; vesicle; cytoplasm. The record is from RefSeq and is a predicted model, not a curated record. Gene Ontology annotation, molecular function: signaling receptor complex adaptor activity; microfilament motor activity; actin filament binding.